Paramacrobiotus metropolitanus is the source of this 1322-nucleotide messenger RNA. RefSeq lists its product as uncharacterized. The transcript is spliced from 4 exons. Lineage: Eukaryota; Metazoa; Tardigrada; Eutardigrada; Parachela; Macrobiotidae. The coding region runs from base 37 to 966 and encodes 309 amino acids. The record is from RefSeq and is a predicted model, not a curated record.
UUAGCACCAAACUUCACCACGUCCUUAAUCGUACAUAUGCGGUCCGUAUUUGUAUUUUGUAAAUUCGUAGUGCUAGUUUAUCAGUUGACGUACCUCUACAGAGCGCACGCCUUAUUAAUACGUUGUUGGGAUCGCAAAAUGCCCCACAGUAUCGGCCUUAUACUGCAAUUCCUGGCGCUUACCUUUCUAUAUUGCCGAGUUUUGUGCCAACCGUACGGUACAUUUUAUCCCCCAGGACCUCCACCUCCCGGGAACAAUGUCCCGUACGCCAGUCCGGCACAGCCAUAUCAAUGUUUACGUGUUUUACCCAAUUUUAUCCCUGGUGCUUAUGUAACGGUGCAGCCGGAACAGUUUCUGGGAAAAUGGUACUUUUAUCGUAACAACAAUGUGUACGGUCCGGUCGCCGUCAACGGUGUUCUCAACUACCAUUUCAUUGUCAAAGAUUACAACAUCAUCUUGAACCAGCCGGCAGUCGCCUCGUGGGUGUCGGCCGACUGGCAUAAUUCCACGAACGCCGCACCGGCCAACUCCACUACCAUAACCUGCGAUUCUUUGAUUUUUGUGGGGAAAAUUAUGAUCACCGGCUUAUUCGAUGGAUUCCUGUGGUCAAACGGCGAAGGGCCUCCCGCGGUUGGUAUAUAUCAGACUUUAUACAUCGAGCCUCGUCUGUUCUACAUCAAAUACAGCUGUGGUCAGGUGAAUAUACGGACCGGCAACUGCGAUCAGCCACAGUUCCAGAUCAACACGCGCAUCCCCUGGAAUAAACUGGACGCCCAGGCUCUCUACCGCAUUGACGGGAUUAUCGACGCCGUGCUGGCACCCUACUGUCGCCGGUCGGCGGAUCUCACCCGGUAUCCCCAAGGCGCCGAUUUAGCGGAGUGUCCGGAGCCGGCGCUGAGCGGAUGUGCCCUCGAAAUGCAGCAAGGCUACUUAAACGCCGCCACACGACGUUGUCCAAGUUGUUAGCGAUUUCUUAUGACCCUCGGAAGUCCUCUGAUGGACUAAGUCUCAACAACAAAAACGGGGCGAAUUUAUCUGUUAAUUUAAUUAAUAACUAUGAACCUUGCAGUUUAAAUAAUGUAAUUAUUCUUGCGUGAACAUUUUCUUUCAAUUUUUUAAACUACUGCGAAUAUUAAUCAUGAUAAAUAAAAAAAUCAUUCCAAAUUUUAAACCGAUUUUGCAUUUGGGAAAAAAUAUUCUGUGUACCAUCAUUGCUAUGCGUCGAUUCGUCGAAGCGUGCAGCGUAAGUCUUGAGCUUUUUCGUAACAGAGAAAAAUAAUACUGAUGGUUAGAAACAUUAAUGGCAGAAAAAAUAUAACGAA